This is a messenger RNA of Chrysoperla carnea, 1516 nucleotides long. It is a transcript of the gene kra, whose product is annotated as protein krasavietz. The transcript has 4 exons. The coding region runs from base 243 to 1511 and encodes 422 amino acids. The record is from RefSeq and is a predicted model, not a curated record. Gene Ontology annotation, molecular function: protein binding. NCBI's taxonomy places the organism in Eukaryota, Metazoa, Arthropoda, Insecta, Neuroptera, Chrysopidae. Gene Ontology annotation, cellular component: membrane; cytoplasm.
AUUGACUCUUAAAUUCAAGUGUUAAAUGCGAAAACUUCGUUUAACUUUAAACCAAUUUUGAGUUUUGCGCCUUUUAACAGGUUUUUUUACACGUCCCACACGGUUGUCCGUCUUCGCCAUUAUUUGCUCACUUCUGAUUGCAAGAAAUUCCGGCACGGAUCGUGCGAAUUCUAAACAAAUCCAAAAUUAGAUAAGUUUUGUUUUCUAACAGUUUUUCACAAACAGUAAAAACAAAUUUUUGUAUGAGUCAAAAGGCAGAAAAACCAGUUCUAUCCGGUCAACGAAUUAAGACCAGAAAAAGAGAUGAAAAGGAGAAAUACGACCCUACUGGUUUUCGAGAUGCAAUAAUUUCUGGACUUGAUAAAUGUGCAAACGAUCCUGAAGCAAUUUCAAAAUUUUUGGAUACAGCUGGCGGAAAGAUUGAUUAUAGAAGAUAUGGAGAAGUCUUAUUUGACAUUCUCAUCGCAGGUGGAUUAUUGGUACCCGGUGGAUCUAUCGCUCAAGAUGGCGACGGUCCAUUUAAAACAGACGCAUGCAUUUUCAGUGCACCAAACGAGAUUGAUAUGGAGGUAAUGAAGAAUUGGGAACAAAUAUUCAUAAAACUGAUGAGACGAUACAAAUACUUAGAAAAAAUCUUCCAAGAUGAAAUUAAGAAGAUACUACUUUUUAUAAAAUACUUUUCUGCCGAAGAUAGGCGCAAACUCUCUUUGAUGAUAUCUUUAUGGAUUUACAAUGGUGCGAUACCAUUUAACGUUGUAUUAGCGUUAAAUAAUCCACAUUUGAUAAAGGAUAAUUUAGCGUUAGAUUUUAUUAUCGAUAUUUUUAAAUGGUGGCGACAGGAGAAAGGACUGGCUAGUUUACAUUCUGCAAUAAAAAAAUCAAACAUUGAAUCACAUUUAUUAUCGUUUGUACCGGACAAUAAACAAAGUCAAAUAUAUUUCCGAAAUGCGUUCGUUGAAUCGGGCUUAGAGGAAAUUUUAAAAUUAUAUGAUGAUCAACAUCAACAAUUGGCCAAAAAACAAUUACAACAACUUUUAUUAGAUAGCUUAAAUGACAACAAACCGAUGAAAGAAACUAUUGCGGAAGUUAAAGAAUUCGCAACGAGAGAAAACAUAUCUGAGCAUGAAGUUGUAUGCAUUGUUUGGAGUACGGUUAUGAGUAUGGCCGAAUGGAACAAAAAAGAGGAAUUAGUUGCUGAUCAGGCACUAAGGCAUUUAAAGGCCUAUACUAGUCUAUUUUCUGCGUUUACAACGCAAGCCCGAUCUGAAUUAAGUCUUGUCCUUAAAGUGCAAGAUUUUUGUUAUUCGAAUAUGGUUUUUAUGCGCACUUUCCAGAAAAUAAUCCUCUUGUUUUAUAAGACUGAUGUUGUGUCAGAACAAGUAAUAUUGAAAUGGUAUAAGCAAGAUUAUUCUGUUAAGGGAAAAAUGAUGUUCCUCGAUCAAAUGAAACAAUUUGUUGAAUGGUUACAAAAUGCUGAAGAAGAAUCCGAUUCUGAUGCAUCCAGUGACUAAAGAGU